Talpa occidentalis (Iberian mole) is the source of this 4935-nucleotide messenger RNA. Its product is annotated as E3 ubiquitin-protein ligase TRIM38-like. Bases 205 to 1785 code for a protein of 526 amino acids. NCBI's taxonomy places the organism in Eukaryota, Metazoa, Chordata, Mammalia, Eulipotyphla, Talpidae. The record is from RefSeq and is a predicted model, not a curated record. The transcript is spliced from 8 exons. Gene Ontology annotation, molecular function: zinc ion binding.
CGGUGGCAGCUACGGAGGAGUCACCCACAGAUUGUGUGCACUCUGCUCUGAGGUGAACGCAGUGAGAAGUGCCAGCCAAGAGAGAAGCCUUCAAGACCUGUGCAGGGAUAGGGCUCAGGUUGGGUGUGUUCCUAUUACUGUGGACAAUUUUGGCUGCUUCAGCUGUUAUUCUGGGUGUGACAUUGGAGCUAUUCAGGAAGAGCCAUGGCCUCAGCCACAGCCACCAAGAAGAUGAGGGAGGAAGCCACAUGCUCCAUUUGCUUGGAGCUGAUGACUGAGCCCAUGAGCAUCGACUGUGGGCACAGCUUCUGCCGCCAGUGCAUAGAGGACAUCCUUGAGAACCUACAAGUGAUGUCAUCCCUGAGGGACCCCCAAUGUCCCCUGUGCCGGGCACCAUUUCAAAGGCAGAGUCUCCGAUCCAACAAGCAACUAGAAAACCUCAUUCAGACUGUCAAGGAGAUAGACCGUGAGAAGCUGUGUGAGGAACACGGGGAGCAGCUCCGCCUGUUCUGUGAGGACGAUGGGCAGCUCAUCUGCUGGCUCUGUGAGCGCUCCCCCGAGCACAGAGGACACAGGACAGCUCUUAUGAAAGACGUAUGUCCAGGCUACAAGAAUUCAUCCCAUCUCUCAGAGGAUCCAGGAUUUGAGACCCAAAAUUGGAGCUUUUCAGGAAGAGUCAUAUUCUUAGCGUCAGAUAUCAAAAAAUUGAGGGAGGAAGCCACGUGCUCAAUCUGCCAGCAGCUGAUGAGGGACCCAGUGAGCAUUAGGUGUGGGCACACCUUCUGCCGCCUGUGCAUAGAGGACGACUUUCAAGACCAGCACCAUAUUGUCAGAGCACUGGGGUUCAUCAGCUGUCCCCAGUGCUGUAUUAUGUUUUCAAGGGCAACCAUGCAUCACAACGAGCAUGUUGAAAGACUCCUUGAAUACAUCACCACAUUGUGUGAGGAACACGGAGACCCGCUCCACCUGUUCUGUGAGGAUGACGGGCACCCCAUUUGCUGGCGCUGUACACAGUCCCCACAGCACAGAGAGCACAACACGGCUCUUGUUGAAGAUGUAUACCCAGGUUACAAGGAAGAGCUCCAGGAAGUUUUGACAAAACUGACGGCACUACAAGGCCAAUGUAGGAGCUGGGCGUUAAUCACAAGAGAACAAAUAGAAGAAUGGGAGGAGAAGACAGAACUUCAGAAACAAAAAAUCCAGUGUGAUUUUGAGAAGCUCCACAUCUUCCUUCGUGAAAAAGAGAACUAUUAUCUUCAGGAAUUAGAGAAAGAAAAAAACCAGACCCUGAACACACUGCGGGACAGUGAAGCCAGUCUGGCAAAGCAAAAUGAUGAAAUUGAUAGUCACAUCCUGGAACUAGAGAAGAAAUGUCAGGGCUCAGCCCAGAAGUUGCUUCAGGACGUAAAAGACACCUUGAGCAGGAGUUCAGCUGUGAAGUUGGAAGUCCCAGAGGCCAUCUCUUUGGAGCUUUACACUGAGUGUGACUUUUCUAAGGUUUGCUCUGAUAUGAAGAAAACAUUCCUGGCUCCUGAUCGGGAUGGCAGUGUUGUGAAGCACAGCGCCCAUCAGGGCCCGAAGGGGGUGGGUUUAGGGCCUGAAAUGAAUGGCUGUUCUUCUCCCCAGAACCAGCUCAGACUUCCUCCCCACUUCAGGAUUAGGAGGCUCUACUGGCCUCCACGGGAGCAAAGCCACUCCGGAAGCCCCAGCACCACAGCCAGCAGCACACACCCCAGCACCGCCUUCAGUCCUUGCCAGGAAGCCUCUCAGGAGGAGACCCAGUGAAGGCUCCCCUGCAGGCUGCUCUGGCAGGGUUGCCACAGCUCUGAGCCUGGAGAAAACAGCUCCAGAUCCCUCGGUAGGGGGCAGUGUUUCCACCCUGAGAGACUAGUGACUGUUCCUGGCCUGCAAGGAGACUUGACAUGACUAUGCAGCAGAGUUCACAGACUCGUAGGGGAAGCUGCAUCUGAUGGGGCACGGUGAUGCUAAGGGCUAAGGACACUGCUCUGGUGGAGACUUUGCUGCGAGGCCUGGGAGCUCCUCAGGACGGUGAGGAGAGGCUGCAUUCUGGAGCACCUGCCCCCAGACAGCACCCAGGAUCCACAGUCUGGGCAGGCCACAGGACCUGCAUCUCAAAAUGGCCUCCUUAAAAAAACUCAGACACCAUUGUGAUCUUCAUGACAGUUCCCAUCCAGGCUUUUGUCAGCUUGGACAUCAGUCAGCUGGAGAAUGAAUGCACCUAAUGAAACAGAAUCAUAGAUAUCUGGCGCGAGCCAUGCUACUCAUGUCUUCUGACAAAGGUCCGGGCAUGGGGCAGAUUCCUAAAAAGUCAGGACUCUUGAUAGCUGACUCCUGCUAGAGUCUUCUCAUUUGUUUAUGGCUUUUCUGUAUGUGGCAAUUGUUACCCAUUUAAAAGUAAAACUGCAAAUGCUGUAUGACCAAUUACUGAAUAACUAAUUUGACAACAAUGGCACUGCAUGAUGCAAACAGUACAUUCUUAAACAAUUAAUAAGCUUCUGCCUGAAGGCAGUGAUUCAGAAUUGGUUUUAUUGUAACAAGUGAUAUGUCACACCUAAAAUCUUCUGGAAACUAAAGGCUGUAAACAUUCCCGGCCAAGUCUUUGAUACAGAUUUGUGGUCUUUUAAGGCAGAGGCCAUCUGGAGAGGAGUUUUGAAGUUAGAGAUAGCAGUUAGUUAACAAGAUAAUUAAGGAAGUAAUAGGUAAAAAUAUUGCCUUGAGAAAGUAAAAGGAGUUUCCCUCUUUCUUUUGAAGCUUGGAGUCAGAAAAAAUGUCAGUGCAACUUAUGCGGCACUGGGAUUCUUUGGGUUUUUUGAUUCUUUACUACUUUUAUUAAAUUAGAAUAGAUUAGUUAUAGGAAUGAAAAGUUUUUGAUUUUAGCAGUAAUUGGAUUUGAUUACCAAUACAUAAGGUAAUUAUGUUUUUUAAUAUUUAAGAUUUGGGAAUUUUAUAAAUUUUGAUUAAUUAGUAAUUUAGCAGUUAUAAAGGAGUUAAGUUUUAGUCAUAUACGUUUUUUGUUGUUUUGCUGUUUUUAGCAUUAACAGAAUGAUUACUGGGCAGUAGAAAAUAAAUGAUCAUUAGGGGACAUUUUGUGUGGUAAUUGUAUUUACCCUUAGAACAAAGUGAAAUGGCUGUAAUCACCUCAGCAAGGGGUCACAGGACCCAAGGCUGGUUUUGAAAAAAUGCCAGGGUUGUUAGUCUUUUUUUUACUUGAAAUUUUUUUUACUUGAAAGCACACGCUUAUGUACUCCCGCGCCUUGCUCGAGAUGUAUAAAGAGCUGCCGAGACCCUCGGCAGGAGAUACUUGCACCCUGAUCAAGUGUCUGUGUCUCCUCAUUCCCUUUCGCCCUCAGCCACUCAGAUUUGUCUACCCUGUCUGUCCUUGCAGGAACCCCUGACACGACAUUUUGUCAGAGCUGCUUCCGGCAAGAUUUUAUUAUAGACAUUUUCCUUCAAGGUCUGAGACUUUUUUUCCAAUGUGCUCAGUCAUCAAUGGACAUUGAACUUAGCAAUGAGUUACUUGCAUUAUUCAUAGGAUCACGUGGUCUCUUUUCUCGAAUCUGAUAAUAUGACAUUUAUGUUGAUUACUCUGUAGUAGUAAACUAUUAUAUAUUAUAUAUUAUUUGAUACCCAAAUAUCAAGGUGUCUUGAAAAUCAUAAUCAUACUGCAAUUCUGUUGCCACUUAAGGGUCGGUUGCAUGGAGUAUUUAACAAAUAAUCCAUUACCCAAACAGGAAUCCUGAUGUUAGAAAAUAAAGAAAAUUGGGCCUCCCUGGUGGUACAGGGGUUAAGACUCAAUCUCUGAACCUCGUCAGCCUCUGCAGCAUGAGUUUGAUCCCCGGCCAGGGAGCCACCCACAUGGUGCGGCAAACCUCUCUUGACUCGCCCACUUCUCCCCUCAGCAGUGUAUUUCAGUCAGUCUGCCUGUUCUGCUCCCCACUCUGUCUCUGGUGAAUCCUCUCACCCCCCACAACUCUGGCCUCUACUCCAGUUCUUUUAUUUAUAAAUAAAUAAAUCUUCUUUGCGAAUAAUUUUAUUUUAUAAAAUUCUUACAUCAUUUUUCAUUUUUGCAUAAUGUAUGCAUUUUCAUUUUGGUUAUAUUCCCCAUACAAUUCCCACCCCCUUUUUCUGACCUUAAUUCCUCUUCUCCUCCCCUCAGCCCCCACUGUAGUGUGUCUCUGGUCUAUAGUUGCUUGUUGAUUUUGGUUUUUACUUUAUUGCAAUUAGUCUUUUUCCUGGUCCCUUAUUUAGGUUUUCUAAAUUCCUGCUAUGACUGAGACCAUCCGUUAUUAUUUUUUUUCUUUCUGGUUUAUUUCGUUGAGCAUAAUCGUUCCAACUCCAUCCAUGUUGCUGCAAAUUGUAUGAGUUUAUCUUUUUUGAUUGCUGAGUAAUAUUCCAUUGUGUAUAUAUACCACAUAUUCUUGGUCCAGAGUGCAAAUUGGUCCAACCACUGUGGAAAGCUGUGUGGAGAUUUCUUGACCUACUAAAGAUAGAGCUUCCAUAUGAUCCAGCAACUCCAAUCCUAGUAUUUACCCAAAGGACACAGAAACAGUAAUUCAAAAGGCACCUGCACCCCUAUGUUUAUAGCAGCACUAUUUACAAUAGCUAAGCUAUGGAAACUACCCCAAUGCUCAUAAAUAAAUAAAUCUUUUUAAAAAAAACAGAAAAUUUAGCUGCCAUCUAUACCCUGAUAGCAUUGUGACCUUGGCUGGAGUAAGAAUGAAGACACUUGUUAGGUAGUUGUGGAGAGACUGCCCACACAUUAGACCUCCUCACAUAUAAAGUGAGACAUACUUUCUUGUUUUUUUGCUUUUUUUUUUUAAAGAGGCAUGUAUUUUUACUUAUUUAUUUAUUUGUUUGUUUUUUUUUUUUUUUUCCUUUGUUUGUUUAUACAUGCACUGGGUACAGUCAGAAGCG